This is a messenger RNA of Drosophila navojoa, 993 nucleotides long. RefSeq names its product TweedleJ (gene TwdlJ). The record is from RefSeq and is a predicted model, not a curated record. Gene Ontology annotation, molecular function: structural constituent of chitin-based larval cuticle. NCBI's taxonomy places the organism in Eukaryota, Metazoa, Arthropoda, Insecta, Diptera, Drosophilidae. Gene Ontology annotation, cellular component: chitin-based extracellular matrix. Gene Ontology annotation, biological process: chitin-based cuticle development.
CCCGGCAGUCAAAAAGAACUCUUGCAUAAUAUUACCAUUUUAUACAAUCGUUUUGCAUAACGGUAAAUGCUCCACAUAGCCUCCAACAUAAAAGCCACCAAGUGAUUGACUAAGACUCCAUAUUCUAUAGCCAACUCAGACAGACUCAACAUGCAACAUCUUUCCGUUAUUCUCUGUUGCUGUCUCGUAGCUCUGACUGCAGCUGACAAGCUUGGCUAUAAUUACCAUCCCGUCGCUCAUUCCGGUUCUGGACUGUCAUUUGUGCCUGGCGGAGCUUCAAGCAAUGUUUCACCCUCAUAUGCAGCAGGACCUGGCCCAGCUGCUGACACGGGGGACGCAGGCUCAGUCCAGCCAUCACUUGUUGAGCCAAGCGGGUCCCUUGCAGAGCCAUCUGCAGAUGCUCCAGAUUAUUCUGCGGCGCAGCCUGAGCUGCAGACAGAGUUUUUCACCUAUACGGCGAAUGAAGAGGACUUCGAUGAUCCAGCUGCAUCUGAAAAGGUGUCCAAUGCAGUGAGCAAGGCUCUGCGUAUUGUCCUAGUCAAGGGGCCCGAGAAUAAUGGCCUGGAGAGAGCCGCGCUGGCUCUGGCCAAGCAGGCCGCCCAGCAGGAGACCGCCAUAUAUGUGCUGAGUAACCAGGCCGAUAUCAAUGAUUUGGCCAACAAACUCAAUGCCAUUCGCAAUAAUGCCAACAACAAGCCCGAGGUGCACUUCGUCAAGUACCGCACUCCUGAGGAUGCUUCAAAUGCUCAAAAAGCCAUUCGGGAUCAAUACGAUCAGCUAGGUGGCUCAUCCUCACAUCAGGACGGCGGUGCUGCACCCGCUCUCAAUUUCGCCUCCGGUGCGCCAAGUCCAGCCCCACAAAUAGCUGAUGCGGCAGCAACUGAGCCUAUUUCCUCAUACAUUCCACCUGUAACUCCAGGCAGCACAUAUUUGCCUACAAACCUCUUGCGCCGUUUGUGAGUCAAAUAUCUUAGCCUUUGGCGUGUUUCUGUU